Helobdella robusta is the source of this 843-nucleotide messenger RNA. RefSeq lists its product as hypothetical. Gene Ontology annotation, biological process: G protein-coupled receptor signaling pathway. NCBI's taxonomy places the organism in Eukaryota, Metazoa, Annelida, Clitellata, Rhynchobdellida, Glossiphoniidae. Gene Ontology annotation, cellular component: membrane. Bases 1 to 843 code for a protein of 280 amino acids. The transcript is spliced from 3 exons. The record is from RefSeq and is a predicted model, not a curated record. Gene Ontology annotation, molecular function: peptide binding; G protein-coupled receptor activity.
AUGUCUGAAAAAUUGUUUUGUACUUUAGUUUUUGUUAAAAGAAAUCAGAUAAACGAUCGUGGCCACCAGAGAACCACAUCUGUCAAAAAUGAUCAUUCCAAAGUUUCAGAACAUAUAGAACUUAAUCAUAAAAAUGGAUGCAGUUUCUCUGCAACUUGCGUCUUCAAAUCAAAUGAUGCCACUUUUUCUGCAGAGGAAAGAAAACCGACGAAAAUGGGAAACGGAGCAGACGAGCUCCUAAACCGACCAAUUUCAACUGAUGUCUCCACUGGUAAUCAGAAUGAAAACUGCUCAAAUAAAACAACAGUUAAAAAAUCUGUAACUGUCCAGGAGUCAUUGGAAGAUGUUAAAACUAAAAGACAAGUCAUCAAGAUGUUGCUCAUGGUGGUCAUCCUUUUCACCAUGUGUUGGUCACCUACUUUAAUUGAAUCCGUCUUAGCAGCUUUUGAUAUCGGCCAUCGAUUAAACUUUGGUCCCAUCAAACACGCCCGCCAGGCGUUUGCUCUCCUAUCCUAUUUCAACAGUUGCCUCAAUCCAAUCGUCUAUGGCUUCAUGUUGAAAAACUUUCGAAACAGUUUCAAGAUCAUGAUGUGUCAUUCGCAGUGCUGCCAGAAACAAUCCUGUUGUUGCAAGGCUGAAAGUGCGGGCGGCGAUAGUAUGAGAUUCAUUCACAACUCUUAUCAGAACAAUAAUAAAACUUUUCAAUUUUGUUACAAUGCCAACAACAAUACUAACAUUAACAACAACAAGAACAUUCCCACAAUUAACAACAAUACCGGCAACAACACUUCGACUCUUAACAACUCCUUCAAAUCUAGUAUUAAAGCGCACAUUUCACUAUAA